AUGGACACUAUUAAUGAAGACAAUAUUAUCGAGGAGGCACCUUUAGUCUUAAAUUCAAAAGAAGAGCUUGACAAUAAUGCUGCUGCUAAUAAUAAUAACACAUUAUUAUUGGAAAAAAAUCUUUCUAAUAUCUCAUUGACUGACGGCGGGAACCGUGAAAAAACGUCAACUACUGAUAAUAAUAUCAAACAGAAUUCAGAUAAUCUAAAUAUUCAUGUGGAUAGUAAUGAAAUAGGGAACGAAACUAGUGAAUUUGAGAUUGAAGAUAAAGAAAAGUCGAAUUUAUCUGAAGAUAUUGCUAUCUCAUCUGAAAAAGAACAAGAAAAUAAUAAGGAACCGACACCACAUGGAGAGUCAUCUUUACGUGAGAAUUCAAGUCCAUCUGAUAUGGGAAAAAGGAUAUCAAGCUGGUUUAGUUCAUUUUGGGUGCCACCACAUGGCCCGGAUGAAAGACUUUUCGAUAGUUUUGAAAAUGAUCCAACAACAACAAGAGCAGCAGAGUCUAGUAGUCGUGCCGCUACGAUAGAUACUAGUAUUUGGUUGAUGGGUGUACGAUAUGAAGUUGCCGAAAGAACAUCUAGCGAGUCAAGUCGUACUUUCUAUGAUCCUACAACAUAUUAUUUUUCCCCUCCAGGCUCUUUUCCGCAUCUGCCUGGUCAACAACAUCAACUAAGUUUUGCGUCAUAUCCCAGUGAAUUUUACGAUGAUUUUACGUCAAGAAUAUGGUGCACUUACCGACAUAAUUAUGCACCAAUAAGACCAACAAAUUUCACGAGUGAUUCUGGAUGGGGAUGUAUGCUGAGAACUGGGCAAUCACUGUUAGCGAAUGCGUUAAUAAUUCAAUUUCUAGGUCGAGAAUGGCGGAGAGUUCGUAAAGGGGAAGAUACAUGGGGAACAUAUACACAAAUAUUGCUUUGGUUCCUUGAUGAUAUGUCAUCGAUUUGUCCAUUCUCUGUUCAUCGUGUUGCACUUUUGGGAAAACAACUCGGAAAGAAUAUCGGUGAAUGGUUCGGACCAUCGACUGCAUCACAAGCCAUAAAGGCUCUUGUUGAUAACUUUCCCACUGCACAAUUAAGUGUUCACGUUGCAACAGACGGAGUGGUAUACAAGAAUGAGGUAUACAAAGCAGCACGAAAUAAUCAAAACCAUCAAGAAUUCCAGUCGGUCUUGAUUUUGGUGGCUAUUCGACUGGGCAUCAAUAAGCUUAAUCCACUUUACUAUGAUGCGCUGAAGGCAUUCUUUCGAUUUCCAGAAAGUGUAGGGAUAGCAGGUGGAAAGCCAUCAUCAUCCUAUUACUUUAUCGGGACUCAAGGAGAUGAUCUGUUUUAUCUUGAUCCGCAUCAUUCGCGACCAGUUAUUGAUUUAAAAGAUAUUGAUGAAUUUACAGAUGAGGAAUUGGCCACUUUUCAUUGUGACGCUCUACGAAAAAUUCAUAUAUCUCAGUUAGACCCGUCGAUGCUACUUGGGUUCUAUUGCCGAAACGCCCAGGAAUUUGAGGCGUUUUGCGAGAGGAUUGCACGAACGCAUAAACCUGUUUUCACGAUAGCAGACGAAGAACCCGUAUACAGCGAUCUGGAUGUGGUGAGCAUACUGUCCGAAGAAGAAACGAGUGGAAAUGUGCUGGAUGAUGAUGAUGCAGAAGAAAGCGACGAUGACUUUUAA
Molecule: messenger RNA, 1662 nt
Organism: Ambispora gerdemannii
Lineage: Eukaryota; Fungi; Glomeromycota; Glomeromycetes; Archaeosporales; Ambisporaceae
Source: the annotation of a GenBank genome assembly